GCUCUUCCCUAUUUCACUCCAUCUUUCCUCCUUCCCACAGGGAUGCUGCCAUGCAAUACAGUAACAGGGCUGAAGGCAACCACACCGCAGUGACCCACUUCAUCCUCCUCGGCCUGACAAGCGAGCCCAAGAUGCAGACCCUCUCUGUAAUCUUCUUCAUGAUUUAUCUCAUCACUCUCAUGGGCAACCUUGGGCUGAUGGCACUGAUCAAGACAAGCCCCAGGCUGCACACCCCCGUGUACUUCUUCCUCUGCAAUCUCUCUGUUGUUGAUCUUUGCUACUCCUCUGUCUUUGCUCCAAAGCUGCUUCUUGCCUUCUUGGUGGAAAACAAAACCAUCUCUUACCCUGCCUGCUUCCUGCAGCAUUUCUUCUUCCUCAUGUUUGUGACCACAGAGGUGUUCUUGCUGGCUGUGAUGGCUUAUGACUGCUAUGUAGCCAUCUGCAACCCACUGCUCUACACGGUUUCCAUGCCCCAGGUCUGUGUUCAGCUGGUGGCUGCAUCAUACAUGGGGGGGAUUUUGAACUCCCUAAUCCAAACCUGUUGCUUGCUGCUGUUGCCUUUCUGUGGUCCAAACACCAUCAACCAUUACUUCUGUGACACUAACCCUUUGCUGAAGCUCUCCUGCUCCAACAGCCACCUCAAUGAGCUUUUGCUUGUAAUUCUUCAUGGGAGCAUUUCCAUGUCUGUGCUGGUCCUCAUCAUCACCUCCUAUGUAUACAUCCUCUUGUCCAUCCUGAGGAUUAGGUCUGCUGAAGGAAGGCACAAAGCCUUCUCUACUUGUGCCUCCCACCUCCUGACCGUUACCUUGUUCUACGUCCCUGCUGGGCUCAGCCACAUGCAAUCAGCUUCCAAGUACUCCCUGGAGACAGAGAAAGUCACUGCUGUGUUUUACACCCUCCUUGUCCCUAUGCUCAACCCUCUGAUCUACAGCUUGAGGAACAAGGAUGUUAAAGAUGCCCUUAGGAAAGCAACAGCAAAUAACCUCAUUGCGAGCUGCUCAUUGACCAACCCGGUCCCAGCUGGUUGA
This is a messenger RNA of Pezoporus occidentalis (night parrot), 1028 nucleotides long. RefSeq names its product olfactory receptor 5J3-like. Gene Ontology annotation, cellular component: membrane. Gene Ontology annotation, molecular function: odorant binding; G protein-coupled receptor activity; olfactory receptor activity. Gene Ontology annotation, biological process: sensory perception of smell; G protein-coupled receptor signaling pathway. NCBI's taxonomy places the organism in Eukaryota, Metazoa, Chordata, Aves, Psittaciformes, Psittacidae. The record is from RefSeq and is a predicted model, not a curated record.